Naegleria fowleri is the source of this 3252-nucleotide messenger RNA. RefSeq lists its product as uncharacterized. Gene Ontology annotation, biological process: protein autophosphorylation; phosphorelay signal transduction system. Gene Ontology annotation, molecular function: histidine phosphotransfer kinase activity; phosphorelay sensor kinase activity. NCBI's taxonomy places the organism in Eukaryota, Heterolobosea, Eutetramitea, Acrasida, Naegleriidae. The transcript is spliced from 3 exons. Bases 1 to 3252 code for a protein of 1083 amino acids. The record is from RefSeq and is a predicted model, not a curated record.
AUGGCACGAAGUAAAAAGAACAUUGGAACAAGUACCUACGACAGCGAUGAAUACUCCACCACCAAGAGUCGUGUCUAUUCUAAGAGAGUAUUCAGAAAGAGUGUUCGGGAUGUUGUCUCGCAAACAGGAAAGAAUGUUGUGGACGCAGCCGAUCAUGUACCACAUCGAGCCAAACGAAGAUGGAACAAGGGAAUAUUCACUUCCGAUGGAGAAAUGGUCUCCAAAAUGGAUGUGAAGAGUAAGCAACACGAGUUGGAUGAAUUUAUGAGAGCCAAAGAGGAAUCUAAAAACAAUCUUAAAGCAGCUCAUCAAAAAGAGAAAUUUGAGGCUUGGUGUGAGUCUAAACCUGCUCAUGUUGUGAAAAAAACACUUAAAAAACUAGAACGAGAAGGAAAAGAAACAAUUUUUGAUGAAGAAAGCACUGACAGCGAAAUUGAAAAGAAACUUACACAAUGGGAAAGUCAUAACUAUAUUCAAAGCCUAGGAGAAACAAAAAGAUAUUUACAGACUGAAAGCUUGGCAUGUUUUUCAGAAUACAGACAUUGGAAGUUCAAGAUAACACAUUGCGGUUACUAUCCACCUUCCCUUAAUGGAUCAGUCUGUUUAUUUACAAUGAGCGUUUGUAUCAAAAAUAGCUUUGGAACAAAGAUCCUCCUUAUUGUCUUGGAAGUGGAUGCAAGCGUCAAUUCCCGUUUUGAUUUUACAAGCCAGGCUAGGUGUUAUAAAGAAGUAUCCAUUCGUGCACAAGAAUUGAUCAUUAACAACGUUCGAAAUCUGCUCUUUGGAGUCGCACUUUUAAAAAAACGUUUUGCAUGCUCAAUGGAUCAUCACGACUCGUCGUCGACGAAUGCUCAUCCCAGCAAUGCAAUGGCCACAAAUAGUAAAAACAUCAACAACAACCACACACAACCUUCGUCAUCAUCAUCAUCAUUCACAGACACAACUUCAUACAUCAGAUAUGUAAGGAAUAGUGCAGAGACUCAACGAAGAUCCUCCAUGACUGAAUGCCAAAAAUUUGAGAAGGAUUUUUCUGAAUUUUCUAAUCUUCCAAAUACCAGAAAAUGGAAGGAAAUAUUGAAUGUGCAACUCAUUCUUGUAAAAUAUGGUGUUCUGUUAGAUUAUGUUCUUGUGGGUUCUCAUUCCUUGUUGAACCAUGGAAUUGUCAACACUUUGUUGCUGUUGUUAACCAUGUUUACUGGAUACUCGUUUAGUGUUGACAUAUUCAAAGGAGUUGUCAAUAGAUUCUCCUACCUCAAUGCACUUUCUCUCAGUGUAAAAAGAUUUCUCGUUCGUCUACUCUGUUCCUCAGACGAGUUGACCACUUCCAAUUUACAACAUGUCAAGGUGGUUUUAUGUCUGACUCUUUUCACAGUACGAUUUUACUUUUUUAAAACACCCAUGACAUUAUUACUUCCUUUGAAGCUCAUGAUUAUUGGAAGCACAUCGAGAAUGAAUGACUCUUUGUGGAGGAUCAUUGUUCCUUCCUAUUUCGUGACUCACUAUCUAGCAUGCAUUUUGUAUCGAAUUUUGGUUUCAAUGUGGUCACUCUUGUUCUCUUCAAGAAUAUGGUCCAUCGUGGAAGGAUCAACAUACAUGUACAAUGAGUGUAUGCCUCUGAUUACGGAAUGUUUCCCAUGCAUUCUCUCCAUCAUGAUCUUUUCUCUCUACAUUGUUUCAUUCACGGAAUGUCUCAACAGAAAAGUGGAGCAACUAAGCACAACAAGUGAACAAUUGUCGAAUGCCUUGCACACACGAGAAAAGUUCAUUUCAAACAUUUCUCAUGAGUUUCGUACCGUAUGUCUCUCGAGUCUUGGAAGCAUUGAGUUGAUUAAGGACACUCACUUGGAUAACGAGCAAAAAGAGUUGAUCGAAAAUGUCGAGUGUUCGAAUGGCAUGAUUUUGAGUGUGAUUGAGGAUAUAUUGCAUUUUGCAAGGACAGAGAACAUGACUCAACAACCUUCAAAUCGUCGUCAGUCCCAAUCGGAUACAACUUUCGAUUUAGCUUCCUGUUUACGAUCCAUUCAUUCGAUUAUCAAAGGUUACUGUAAACCACUCAAAGUACAAGCUGAACUGGAAAUGAGUGAAGACAUUGAGAAUUUGUGGGUUCAUGGCGCUCCUUCAAGUCUUCAACAAUGUUUGAUCAAUCUUCUAAGCAAUGCUGCAAAAGCAUCCAAAAAAGGACAGACCAUCACUUUGAAAUGUGGAAUCAGCACCAAACCUUCAAGGAAUGUCAACAACAAUGGUUUUGUUGGCGAAUCAACUCAAAAGGGACAGCCACCACUCUCCCGACAAUGGUUUGAGUUUAAAGUCAUUGAUCAUGGAAAGGGUAUUGAACCACAAUACCUGAAUAUGCUCUUUCAACCAUUUGUCCAGCUGAAUAGUUUCAGUAAUUGCGGAAUUCCAGGAACAGGACUCGGAUUGAGCAAUGUGAGAAGCAAUAUUUCCUUGAUGGGAGGAAAGAUCUCUGUUCAAUCUCAAGUGGGAAAAGGAAGUACAUUUACCUUACUAGUUCCCUUCCAAGUGGUCGUCAACGCUCACAGAGAAGGUAGCCACGGUAAGACUCAUCCAUUGAGCAGAUUUUCUCUGAACAGUGAUCAGCACAACGAAUUGAACAACGACGACGUGAGAGAGAAGGAAGAAGAGGUAAGAGCCAUUGCAGAGAAUGAAUCAUCUCCAGCAGCAAUAACCACCUCUGUUGAUGGUGUACAACGUUGUGGUAGUAGUGGUUGUAGAGGGUCUCGCAGACUCAGCAGUAGUAUUUCUCCUCAAAGUGUGGACUCCAAUUUAUCGAGACAAAUGGAAAUUCAAACGACCUAUGUAGAGAAAUACAUGAGUGCCGUGAAGGAGAAUAAUCGAAGAAACAGCUCGACAGGUUACCACCCUCAAAUUCUACUGGCAGAAGACAAUGCAAUCAAUCGAAUGGUCCUUAUCCGCUUGUUGAAGAAUGUUGGGUAUGAGGCUGAGGCUGUAUGCGAUGGUCAGCAAUUAAUAGACAAAUUCAAUCCAAAGUAUCAUCGUUUGAUCAUUACUGAUCUCAAUAUGCCAAAUAUGAAUGGUCUUUUAGCAGCGAAAGAAAUUCGAAGAUUGUAUGGUUCAAACAAACAUGAAACAUCUUCUCCCACUAUUGUCCUUCUCACAGGAGAUGGCUUUUCUGAUUACUCGGAGGAUAUUGAGAGUGGAAUUAUUGAUAAGGUCUUGCUGAAGCCUUGCAACAAGGAAGAUUUAAAAAAUGUGGUUACGGCGUGCUUGUAG